AUAGCGUGUGGCGCCCUCCCUGUCUUGUCAAUCCUGUUUAAUUAAGGUUAUGCAUUGUUUUUAUUAUUUCAAAUUCAUAUCCAGAAGGUACAUAAAUUUUCCAUUGUAGCUGUGAUACUGUUAACAUAAUUAAUUAACGAACGGAGUACAGUGUGAUAAUAACAACAGAUUUAAUUUCACCGAUGCGACGUGCAAUAUUUGACAUUAAUACGCAAUGGCUUCGAAUUUACCGAAAGCAAAAGUGAAAAUUCCAUCGAUACCGGGCACCAAACCUUCCACUCAAAAUGCCCAAUUACUUAUAUCAACAGGAAUUCCAUCACUCGACAAUAUCAUAGGGGGAGGCUUACCUAUCGGCUCAAUUCUCCUAAUAGAGGAAGACACCUACGGAAAUUAUGGAAAAAUCGUGCUUAAAUAUUUUCUUGCGGAGGGAGCUGUGGUAUCUCACUCGUUGUUUGUAGCAUCCCAAGACACAAAACCAGAGCAACUGAUAUCAGAGCUGCCAGCUGUCGUGGAAGAGUCUCCAGGUGCACCAAACGAGAUGCCUACAGAUGAGAAAAUGCAAAUUGCCUGGAGAUACCAAAACAUGCGAAUACUGGACUCCUCCCCCAAGAAUCGUCAUAUAUUCGGUCACUUCUACGAUUUAACGAAGAAAAUUGAUCAAGAGAUGUUGAAUAAUACCGACAUAACCCUUUGGAAUGGAGA
Fopius arisanus is the source of this 702-nucleotide messenger RNA. It is a transcript of the gene Elp4, whose product is annotated as Elongator complex protein 4. Gene Ontology annotation, biological process: tRNA wobble uridine modification. Lineage: Eukaryota; Metazoa; Arthropoda; Insecta; Hymenoptera; Braconidae. The record is from RefSeq and is a predicted model, not a curated record. Gene Ontology annotation, cellular component: elongator holoenzyme complex; transcription elongation factor complex; cytoplasm.